This is a messenger RNA of Ambispora leptoticha, 548 nucleotides long. The record is from the annotation of a GenBank genome assembly. Lineage: Eukaryota; Fungi; Glomeromycota; Glomeromycetes; Archaeosporales; Ambisporaceae.
UUGAUGUGCCAAUAUGUAGCUGGAAGCAGAACAGGCAAAAGAGAAGCAGAGCUGGUGAGCAAUAUUUUGAGGAAUUUCGUUCUCGUUUUUGGGAGAGACCAGAAACACCAUUUGACUUAGCGCAUAGUGCAAACACAUCUACCAGAAGACGACACCGUAACCGUACUCCACCACCAACUUAUGAUGGAGUGUCAUCAAUUCCAAGCAUGAAUCGCCGUGAAUUUACUGCCGGUCAAAGAGAUCGAUCCGCAUCACCCACCAGAAGAGUUCCUAGCAGAAGGGAUGAGAAUACUAAUCGAGAUAAUGUAAAUAAUUUAGGUGGCGAUUUAGGCAAUAAUGUGGGUGAAAAUUCAGGUCAUAACGUAGAUGAUACAGGUGGAGAUUUGGGUGGAAAUUUAGAUGAUACAACAUACGAAUUUUCAUCUGAUUUGACAAGUAUUACCUCAGCCUUUAAUAUAUCUGCAUCACAAAAUGACAGUGAUUUUAGUAUGGCCGAUGCAGGAGGAGAUAGUCAAUUGUUGGAAUCUAUAAAUGAGGAGGGGAGUUAG